UGCAGCAGUUACUUUAAAGCCAUGUUCACAGCCGAUAUGAAAGAGAAAUCUAAAAACCAGAUCAGACUUCCCGGGCUGAGCCAUGCCGUACUGGAAUCCCUGGUGAAUUAUGCAUACACAUCGCAGAUCCAGAUAACAAAGAGAAACGUCCAAAGCCUGCUCCAGGCUGCAGACCUCCUCCAGUUCGUGUCAGUAAAGAAAGCCUGUGAGCAGUUUCUGGUGAGGCACCUAGAUACUGACAACUGCAUAGGGAUGCACUCCUUCGCUGAAUAUCACGACUGCUCGGAGCUAGAAAAAGAGUCCAGGAGGAUAUUGUUAGGGCAGUUUGAAGACGUGUGGAAGCAGGAAGAGUUUCUGGACAUUGGCAAGGAGAAGCUCUCUCAUAUUCUCUCCAGAGAGAAUCUCAACAUUUGGAAUGAAGAGACAGCCAUUGAAGCUGUCAUUAAGUGGGUUGCACACAAUGUGGAAGAAAGAAUUGAAGACAUCUAUGAACUGCUGAGCUGCAUCAAAGUAGACUUAGAUAACAUGUAUCUGAGGUCAGCUUUAAGCCUGCAAAAAAAACACCGACUUAAUGACAGUAAGAUAAGGUCAGUCAUACACAGUGCCCUGAACCUCAGUCCCAAAGGUCUUUCCAGAAGACCCACAGCGGCCAUGCAUGUGAUCGGAGGAUAUUAUUGGCAUCCUUUAUCAGAAGUGCAUGUUUGGGACCCUUUAACCAACGCAUGGAUCCAGGGAAGAGAGAUGCCGGAUCACACCAGAGAGAGCUAUGGGGUCACUAGCUUGGGACCGGACAUAUAUGUGACAGGAGGUUAUAGAACAGAGAGCAUCGAAGCCCUUGACACCGUGUGGAUAUAUAACAGUGAGAGAGAUGAAUGGACAGAAGGUUGCCCCAUGCUUGACGCAAGGUACUACCACUGCGUCGUUUCCUUGAGUGGCUGCAUCUAUGCACUGGGUGGUUACCGGAAGGGAGCUCCAGUGCAAGAAGCUGAGUUCUAUGAUCCUUUAAAAAAGAAAUGGCUUCCUAUUGCAAACAUGAUCAAAGGUGUUGGAAAUGCCACUGCCUGUGUCCUGCAUGAAGUCAUCUAUGUAACCGGAGGUCACUACGGGUACAGGGGAAGCUGCACCUAUGAUAAAAUCCAGAGAUACCAUUCAGGUAGCAAUGAGUGGAGUAUAGUCACCGCAAGUCCCCAUCCAGAAUACGGAUUGUGUUCAAUUACAUUACAAAACAAGAUCUAUUUUGUGGGUGGACAGACCACGAUCACAGACUGCUAUGACCCAGAGCAAAACGAGUGGAAGCAGAUGGCUCACAUGAUGGAGAGAAGGAUGGAGUGUGGUGCGGUGGUUAUGAACGGAUGCAUCUAUGUAACAGGAGGAUAUUCAUAUUCAAAAGGAACGUAUCUGCAGAGUAUUGAGAAAUACAUCCCUGAAUUGAAUAAAUGGGAAGCAGUAGGUAAUCUUCCCAGCGCUAUGCGGUCACACGGCUGUGUAUGUGUGUAUAACGUGUAA
Messenger RNA from Cariama cristata (Red-legged seriema), 1506 nucleotides. RefSeq names its product kelch-like protein 23. The record is from RefSeq and is a predicted model, not a curated record. The annotation marks the transcript as partial. Gene Ontology annotation, molecular function: protein binding. Lineage: Eukaryota; Metazoa; Chordata; Aves; Cariamiformes; Cariamidae. The transcript is spliced from 3 exons.